This is a messenger RNA of Daldinia caldariorum, 2609 nucleotides long. Its product is annotated as DEAD-domain-containing protein. The transcript has a single exon. Gene Ontology annotation, molecular function: RNA binding; RNA helicase activity; ATP binding. Gene Ontology annotation, biological process: mRNA splicing, via spliceosome. The coding region runs from base 280 to 2511 and encodes 743 amino acids. Gene Ontology annotation, cellular component: catalytic step 2 spliceosome. NCBI's taxonomy places the organism in Eukaryota, Fungi, Ascomycota, Sordariomycetes, Xylariales, Hypoxylaceae. The record is from RefSeq and is a predicted model, not a curated record.
AAUAUAUGUAUUUGCCUCCAACUCUGAAGUUUAUUACAAACAAACAGAAACAAAGGCGACUUUGCGUGCUGCAUUGUUUUCAUUUGAAUUUACAUUUACUGUAGUUGACAGUUUUGUCUCUCGUGGUUGAUCACAAAUUUAAUCCGCAGAGAACAAACAAUAGUAUCGAAUCGAUACCGAGAUUUAUUAGCUGCCUGUUCCAGACCUUGCAAGUCGUUAUUUCAAAAUUUCAGAACAUCCCUACAAAAGCUCGUCGCUUUACAUCGUGGUCCCGCGAUAAUGGGAAUACAACCUCGAGCUGGAUCGCUAGCCGACACUAACGGCACCAACGGAACAAAUGGCGAAACGAAUAGGCGGAAAGCGCCCUUGGACAUUGAAGAGAUCUUACGCAAAAAGAAAGAGGCAAACGAAGCUGCUGCGAAACCACGAUUUAUCCCUAAGGCUGAGCGCGAGCGCUUAGCUGCAGAAAAGCAAAAGGAAGAGGAAGAGAAGCGAAAACGGAAGGCAGAAGAAGAAGCCUGGAAUAAACCCAACGGGAGAUCCACAGCCGCGUCAGGACUCGAUGGACGGCGCGCGGAUCGUCGCGACAGAGAUCAUGCACCAAUCGUUCCGACCGGACCUCGUGCUAUGCGCCAAACUGGAAAUGACAGGCGCGAUCCCGACGACCGCGGAAGUGGCGAUGCGCGAGGGAAAUCAAGGGGAAAGAAGGCAGUGGCUGGGGAGAAGCGGGCGGCACCGGAAGAAGCAGAGGCAGCCUUAAUAAGAGCACGAUAUAUGGGCCCCGAAAUGAAUCAGUCUACGUUUUCGGCUAAGAAGAAACGGAGACGAACAACAGAAAAAAAGUUCAAUUUCGAGUGGGAUGCGGAAGAGGACACAACACAAGAUCACAACCCUAUCUACGCAGAGAGGGCUGAGCCCACCUUCUUCGGAAGAGGAAGGCUGGCUGGAUUUGGUGACGACAUGACGGAGGAGAAUGCCAAGAAAUAUGCCAUGUCUUUGAUCGAGCGCGAUCCUGAGAACGGAGAGCAACGAGCACGGGAAUUACUAGAUAUGAUGCAAAAGGCGAAGGAGAGGGCCAACCGCAACGGCUUAGGGAAGCACUGGUCCGAGAAGAAGCUGGAAGAUAUGCGUGAACGAGAUUGGCGUAUCUUCAAAGAAGACUUUGGUAUCUCUACCAAGGGCGGGCUCAUUCCAAAUCCAAUGCGAAAUUGGCAGGAAUCGGGCUUGCCCCGUCGUUUGUUAGAUAUUAUCCACAAAGUUGGGUACGACGAGCCGACUCCGGUCCAGCGUGCUGCAAUCCCUAUCGCUUUACAGGCGAGAGAUCUAAUCGGUGUAGCCGUCACCGGUUCAGGAAAAACGGCUGCCUUCCUACUACCUCUUCUAGUAUACAUUUCGGAAUUACCACCAUUAACUGAAAUCACCAAGAAUGAAGGCCCAUACUCGUUAAUCAUAGCUCCAACGCGAGAAUUAGUUCAACAGAUCGAAUCAGAAGCCAAGAAGUUCGCUAUUCCGCUAGGCUUUACCGUUGUUAGUCUUGUUGGUGGCCAUUCGCUCGAAGAGCAGGCAUUUGCUCUAAGGAACGGCGCCGAAAUUAUCGUUGCUACACCUGGUCGUCUUGUCGAUUGUAUCGAACGACGUCUCCUAGUGCUAUCUCAAUGUUGUUACAUUAUCAUGGAUGAAGCCGAUCGUAUGAUUGAUAUGGGUUUUGAAGAACCCGUCAAUAAGAUCUUAGACGCGCUCCCCGUCACCAACGAGAAGCCGGAUUCCGACGCGGCCGAAAAUGCGCAAUUAAUGAGCCGGCAUCUCGGCGGCAAGGAUCGAUAUCGACAAACGAUGAUGUACACAGCCACCAUGCCGGCGGCUGUUGAGAAGAUCGCAAAGAAAUAUCUGCGCCGACCCGCCACCGUAACUAUCGGCAACGCAGGCGAAGCUGUAGAUACGGUUGAGCAACGAGUCGAAUUUGUCCCAGGGGAGGACCGCCGCAAGAAGCGGUUACAGGAGAUUCUAUCAUCCAACGAAUUCGCGCCCCCUAUUAUCGUGUUCGUGAAUAUCAAACGCAACUGCGACGCCGUCGCUCGAGAAAUCAAGCAUAUGGGCUUCUCAGCGGUCACGCUCCACGGCAGCAAGACCCAGGAACAGCGAGAACAGGCACUGGCCUCGGUGCGCAACGGCACGACGGAUGUUUUGGUUGCGACGGAUCUUGCUGGUCGUGGUAUCGAUGUUCCAGACGUAUCUCUCGUCGUCAAUUUCAACAUGGCCACCAGUAUCGAAAGCUACACGCAUCGUAUCGGUCGCACGGGUCGUGCUGGCAAGAGUGGUGUUGCCAUCACGUUCUUAGGCAAUGAAGAUGCAGACGUUAUGUAUGACCUACGGCAGAUGCUCUCGAAGAGCUCGAUAUCCAGGGUGCCGGAAGAACUACGCAGGCAUGAGGCUGCACAGCAGAAGCCAAAUAAAGGACCCAAGAAGCUUGAGGAAAAGGGGUUCGGCGGUAAAGGUGGUGGAUGGGAUUAAGAUAUUAUCUUAACUAAACGUUAACCGGAUUAGGAAACUCAGUUGUACGUGAUAUCUAACAUAUUUCUAUUAAAUAUAUUAUUGAAAAAGAAGGUAUU